UAAACAUGUGUCUGUCUGUCUUUUUCUCAGUUGAUUCGUUGUCAUGGAGCGAUGCUUUAGGUAGGAACAGGAGAACACAGCUUGUUUACCUCCAGUGCCUUUAAGCUGCUGUGGUGCAUUAGUGAACACAGUCAAAUAUAAGGAGUUCAAUACAGAUGGCCUAAAAUGGAACUAUAUAGUGUCAGCAGGGAUGGUUCAGCUCCUCCAUCAUCACCUCCCCCUCCUCCACCUCCUCCUCCUCACAGCCUCCCUUCUCCUCGCCAACCCCCUCCCAUCCCUCCCUCCUCUCCCCUGUCAGCUGUGACUGCUCCCCCCCGACGAGAAAGGCUGAGUAUUGCAGGAGCCAUGGUGGACGUCAGUAAGUGGCCCCUGUUUUCUCUGCUGAGCGCCGAGGAGCUGGCUUCAGUGCGGCAGGCCUGUGUGUUUGGGACCUCUGCUAAUGAAGCCAUUUACAUCACACAUGCUAAUGAGGUGUUUGUGUUUGGGUUGAACAGCAGCAGCUGCCUGGGUACAGGAGACAGUCUGAGCACCAUAGUGCCGAAGAAGCUGGACUUCCUGCGGGGGAAGAAGGUGGUCAGCCUGAGCUAUGGAAGUGGGCCUCACGUCCUGCUGGCUACGGAGGACGGACAGCUGUUUGCAUGGGGACACAACGGCUACAGUCAGCUGGGGAACGGGAACACCAACCAGGCUCUGUCUCCGCUGCUGGUCACCGCCAACCCUCAGAACAAGAAAGUGAGGGAGGUGGCGUGCGGCUCGCAUCACUCCAUGGCGCUCACUCAGGACGGAGAGGUGUUUGCAUGGGGUUAUAAUAACUGCGGUCAGAUUGGCUCGGGGUCCACAGCCAACCAGCCUUACCCCAGGAAAGUCACCGGCUGCCUGCAGGGGAAGAUUGCUAUCGGCAUCUCAUGUGGACAGACCUCCUCCAUGGCUCUGAUCGACAACGGAGAGGUGUACGGCUGGGGGUAUAACGGUAACGGGCAACUGGGUAUUGGAAACAAUGGAAACCAGCUGACGCCUUGCCGCCUCUCUGCACUCCAGGGGCUGUGCAUGCAACAGAUCGUGUCGGGGUACAGCCACUGCCUGGCGCUGACUGACGAAGGGCUGCUGUACGCCUGGGGAGCAAACACCUACGGGCAGCUGGGGACGGGAAACAAGAGCAACCACCUCAGCCCGGUGCAGAUCCUGGCCGACAAGGAGAGGAUUGUCGAGGUCGCAGCGUGCCAUUCAACACACACCUCAGCAGCCAAGACCCAAAGUGGGCUGGUGUAUAUGUGGGGUCAUUGUCGGGGUCAAUCCAUCCUCAUGCCACACCUCACACACUUCACCAGCACCGACGACGUCUUCGCCUGCUUCGCCACGCCCUCCGUCAUGUGGAGGCUCAUGUCUAUGGAUCACGACGACUUCCUGACGGUCUCCGAGGCUCUGAGGAAAGAGUUCGACAGCCCAGAAACGUCCGACCUUAAAUUCAGCGUCGACGGAAAGUGUAUUCACGUUCACAAAGCUGUGCUGAAGAUCAGGUGUGAGCACUUCCGCUCCAUGUUCCGCUCCCAGUGGACGGAGGACCAGCAGGACGUGAUCGAGAUCGGCCAGUUCUCCUACCCCGUCUACAGAUCCUUCCUGCAGUUCCUCUACACCGACACUGUUGACCUUCCACCUGAGGACGCCAUCGGCCUGUUGGACCUGGCCACGUCUUACUGUGAAAACCGUCUGAAGCGCCUGUGUCAGCAGAUCAUCAAGAGAGGGAUCACCGUGGACAACGCCUUCACUCUGCUGUCCGCCGCCAUCCGAUACGACGCAGAGGACCUGGAGGUGUUUUGUUUCCGGUUUUGUGUAAACCACCUGACUCAGGUGACUCAGACUGGAGCUUUCUGGCAGGUGGACGGAGCGAUGCUCAAAGAGUUCAUCAGCAAAGCCAGCCGCUGCGGAGCCUUCAAGAACUGAGUGGAGCUCUUAGGAUUUAUCAAACUGUAUCCCGACCAAGAUGAUGUGCUCUGGAUGUGAGCAACUCCAAAAGCAUCAGGUCUGAUCACACUCCUGAGGGCACACAGGCAGCGUCGCUCACGAGAAGGAUGGGAAUUUAAGCUUCAUUAUCGACGAAUGUGAAGUCAGCACUUUGGAUAAUCCCUGUGGAGGCACUCGGCAAAGUCAUGGCGCCUUUUCCUCUCACACAUUCUUUACAUGCUGUAUGUAUACUUGAAUAUAUGUUUGCUCGGCCAGUGCUUCCUGUACUUAAGUUGACAUGAUAGACCAAAUACCUGGAAGAAAUAGGAAGCAGUUGUCUUUGAUAGCUUUGAUGACUGACUUGCUCUGGCCAGGAGAACCACUGUACUGAAACACUUUGAGUUUCCAUAUCUAUCAUUUCCAAAAUACAGUGUUAGGUAAAAGUACUUCUUGGGUGAGCCCCAUUUAGGCGUCAACACACAACAAGAUCCAGGUCCUACUGUGGGUUGUACUGGGUCACUUAUGUAUAAUGUACUUUUUAUACUCUUUUCUUUUGUAAGACGUUGUUUUUCGCCCUAUGGCACCUUUAAGAAACGGUUGCUUCUUCUUCUUCUAUAUAUUUAGUAAAACAGUAAUGGUUCAAAUUGUUUGACACACUGUGUAAGGGGAAAACUAAGUUAAGGUGGACCUAUCAUGCUAUAUUUGAAUAAUAUAGUGUAGGACCAUACCUAUAUAAGGCAUAUUUAUACUUAAAAUACC
Trematomus bernacchii (emerald rockcod) is the source of this 2700-nucleotide messenger RNA. It is a transcript of the gene rcbtb1, whose product is annotated as regulator of chromosome condensation (RCC1) and BTB (POZ) domain containing protein 1. The transcript has 13 exons. The record is from RefSeq and is a predicted model, not a curated record. Gene Ontology annotation, molecular function: protein binding. NCBI's taxonomy places the organism in Eukaryota, Metazoa, Chordata, Actinopteri, Perciformes, Nototheniidae. The coding region runs from base 166 to 1941 and encodes 591 amino acids.